CCAGUCCCGCUUGCGAGAGCAGUAUAUUCAAAAUUCCCAACGGUCCAUUCACGAUCUCCGGCCAAAUCCCAACCACUGAAAUCGAGAUUCACCGAAAUCAACAGAAACCCUAGCAGAUCGAUUUCCCGCGUUCAGAUCUCCCGAAUUCUGCCCCUAAAGCCGAUGAGUGAGGGGGCGAUACCAGAACUGGAGAGCGAUCUCUUGGAUAUCGCCGGAGGAGCAGACGACGACGCUUGGCUUCUACAGAAUCUCCCCAGUGAAGGCGUUUCGGUGCUCUCUAAUACUAGCGCUGCAAGCAAAAAUGGUUACUUCAAUUGCUCGCCGCUCCAAAUCCCUAGGUCGAAUCGUGCCCUUCAUGUCCGUCUUCCACUCUCUCCAAUCGGGGAAGUAAUGGGUAACAAGACCAUGGAGAAGUCGAGCCCUUCAGUUGUUACAGACAAUGUCGAUAGGGAGAAUAUUAGUGGGAACAAACUGGAAUUGUCCAAGUUGAGUGUGGAGCGACAGAAGAUGAAGAGAAAGAAGAAGACUGCUGGAUUUAACUUGCGGAAGAGUUUGGCAUGGGACCCAGCUUUCUUCACAGAAGAAGGUGUCUUGGAUUCUGUUGAAUUAUCGAUUAUAACUGGGAAUGAUUGCCAAACUGGCGGGGAGAUGUUACCUACAAUUCAAGAAGAGCGGAGAGACUCCAUAUCAGCUUCGAAACGUUCUUGUGAUUCACCAGGACUGCGAGCAAUGAAGGAAAACUUAUUUAAGGAAUUGCCUGUGAAUAGUAAGAGCAAAGGGAAGAAGGUUGUGGGCGGUGUUUUGCCGAAGAAUGCAUCACCAUCUAAACUUUCAUCUUCAUCGGCCCAAAGAAAGCUUCUUCCAGCUCAGGAUGCUAGGAGCAGUUCCAAAAGCAGUGGUUGUCCAAGGCCUCAUGCUGUUUCAUCCCUUAAAAGACCUGCAAAUGCACAUAUGGGAAACGCACAAAACAAGGAGCUGAGAGUCUCUAAGGUUUCUGCCAUGAGAUCUGAUCCGCCUAAGAUCACAAAUACUGUGAAAAAGUAUACUCAGGCGCCUAGCAAAUUGAAACAAAUUCAGUCCGUUCGAUCAAUUGGCAGUUCCCAGAGGAGCUUAGGGUUUACAAGCUCCUCAAAGAAAACCUCAAGUGCUCAAAUUAACACAAAAUCUAGCCUGGCAAGUAAAUCAUCAAUUCCUCAACCCUCAGUUAACCAAGCUAGAAGAAACAUGAUCACCAGACCGCCAGAAAUUGCUUCAGAAUCCAACUCACAUCAUUCUGUGGCUGUGAAGUUAUCAGACAGGCUGAUGACUACAUCAGAUUCGACUCUUCCAGUGCCCGGUCAUGGAUCAAACUUUCAUUAUUCUAGUUCAACUAAUAUUGCUGUGUCUGUUCCGGAGAGGUCUUGUAGUAGCUCCGAACAUAUGCAGUCUGCAGUUCCGCGAGUGCCAAGGCCAUCAGGUUUAAGGAUGCCAUUACCAUCAAUUGGCUUUUUCGGUCAGUCAAAGUAUCCAUCACACGGUCCACUAGAAAAAAGUAGCCAAGCUCUUCCAAGAUCUGAUUCAGCUAUCAAUUAUUCCUCGAUUCCUACCUUUAAGAAAUCUCAAGGAGCUGGAAACGUUCCCAGGGUUAACACUAAAGCUACGAGUGGAAACACCCGCAGUUUAGGCUCAACUACAGGUUUUUCUGCUCCUUCUAGACUUCCCCAACCUUCUCAGGAAAAGAUGAAAGCGGAAUUAGAAAGCAUUCUGGAUAUGGAACUCAAGCUGUCAUGUAAUCAUAUUAGCACUGAGAUCACUGACAGUCUGCAGCAUCCAAGUGCCAUUCCAGACAAUGCUGACAAAGCACUUCUAGGCAAUGCAGCACCGUGUAAGAAAUCACCCUUAUGUAGCAAAUAUAGUGAACAAGAAGAUAAAGCAUCUGAUGGCUUGGGGGAUGACAUAAAGAAGUCUUGCACCACAGAAAAUCAUAGUGCUUUACUGGUGAAACGCUAUCCAAAUUUCAAAGACACCAUGGAAAUACAAAGACAACUUUUAAAUGUGUUCCCACUCCCUGGAAAUGAAGAGGAAGUUGGUAUUUGCCUUUCAGGGGAGAAAGACAUACUAGUUGUCAAUCAUUCAACCGAAAAUGUUGCAAAGCAACUUGAGAUUUCGGGUUCUUGUACUGUACACACAGCUUCCUGUGAGGUCUUUACACCAAUUGAAAGCAAUGUAGAUGGUCUGUCUUCUCUAAGAAACCAGUCAGGUAAUGCUGAACGUGCUUUAACUUCUUCAGGACCUUUGGAAGCCCAGGAUAUUACUAAGUCUCCUUACAACAGUCAUCCAGAAAAUAUGGUGUCAGAUUCUAUUCAGUGUGACCAUGACUUGGUGUAUGAUGGUCAAGCUGUGACACAACUGGACAGGACCUACAAAGUACAGGGUAGUGCAGAGGCAAACUGUAAGGCUGUUUUAGCUGAUACUUUACCAUAUAGCAGUGAGCCAACUAGAGAAUCUGAAGAUCAGCAUUUAUUGUGCAAACUAGUCCCCGAGGUGAAAGGAGAUCAUGAGAUAGAUGUCAUGAUCAGAAAUGAAACGGUUGAUGAGGAUGAUGGCACUAAAAUGCACAUAGAGUGUCUUACUGAAUCUCCUGUUGCUAAAAAGAAUGUGGAACAAGUGAAUAUAUUAACGCCGAUCUCCCCUGAGGUCAGGAUUGAGGAUCAGACUCCAAAGCCAUCUCAUCAACCCUUCUCUGAGAGUCUAACGGCUGAAGUGUAUAAGCAAUCCAACUGUUGCAGCAUUGCAAAUAAAUCUGAAGAAGGGGUUGGAUUACCAAUUGAACAAUCUGACCAACUGGGGCCAUCAGAUGGUUGUUCUUCCUCAAAUGAAGCGAAUGAAGCAGCAGUUUUCUGUUCAAACGAGCAGUAUGAGAUUAACUCCGUGCAGAAAGGCAUUGAUUUUGUAUUUGAGACAGAGCUCAUAAUUGACCACAAUGAGUUCUCUGUCCCAAGAAUCCUCAAGGAAAGAUUUGAGUUCUCUGUCCCAAGAAUCCUCAAGGAAAGAUUUCUGGAUGUUGAAGCUGCCCAGACAACCUCCAAUAUGUCUGAAAAAACCAAUGCAUUAGGAACUGAAUUGAAGAGUUCCCCUACUUCUACCUUGGGAGAUCCUUCCAACGCCCUUGGAACUGAAUUGAACAGUUCUCCUACUUGUAUAUCAGGAGAUACUGAGCUUCUAAGCAAGAGCACUGAUCUGUCUAGAAUGGCUGAAUGCAUACCAAAGCAGGAGUCAAACUCUGGUUCUGUUGAGCUAAAAACUUGUGUCAAAAAAGCUGAAUGCAAGACAGAGAUAAUGAUGAGAACCGAUAAGGAGUCAUGUGUGCAGAUUACUGACCAAGAACUUAGGUCACAUGAAGAGGAGGGAGUUCGAGCUGUAAGUAACUCUUCAGACCCUGAGACAUUUGCAACCAGGGAGGAAAAAUCAGGAACUUCAAUUUCUACGGAGGAGACUGUUCCAGUUGGGGAACUUUUGCAGCCUAACGAGUUCGCUGUACUGAAUGCUGACACAAGAAUAUCAGAAAACAAUGUAGCUGAUGCUCCUGAAAUCAGCGGCAGCCCUAGAGCUGAGAUUGUGAACGAGUCUAGCACAUAUUCCUCUGAAGACAUGGAUAAGAUGAAUCUACCCAGGGAUGCUAAGCUUGAGAAGAGGCCUGAUCCACUUGUUGUAAAGCCUCCGCCAAAUGCUGUUCCAUUUUCCGAUGAAUGGUUAGCUGCAAUCGAAGCUGCUGGAGAGGAAGUUCUCACUCUAAAAACUGGUCCUGUGCAACAUUCACCGCCUGAGAAACCUACUCAUGAGCCUGGUCCAUGGUCUCCGGUGAAGCGGAAGAACAAUCAAGGAGUAGGACCAUUUGACUGCACGAAGUUCACCAACAAAGGUCUCCCACCGGCUUCUGAUUGACGAAAGGUUUAAUGCUCUCUUUUUUCCUGUAGCACAUAUUCAUUCAUAACUAAUUUCACUACAAACUCUGACAAGCAUACCACCUCAUUUUGUAAUCUGCUUCAAUAAAUAUAACCAGAAAGGUCACUCAGAUCUUUAUAUGGUUUGUUCCUUCAAAUGUGUUGUCUUGUCUGCAGUUAAGUUUCUUCAGCGGGAAAAUUUGUUCGGUGAUGUAUCAUAGUCAGUAUAGUACUUAUCCAUUUGGUCGAUUACUCAGAAAGACAUAUUUUUCAGAUAAUUGCAGUAAACUCACAUUGUCAGUUCAUAACCUCAAAUAUAUAUUUGUCAUGAAAUAUCUAUCCUUUCUCUCUGUUCUUAAUCCAAAGUCUCCAUUUUUUAUUUUUGAGUCUACUUGGUCCUCCACAUAUCAAUCUAGACAUUUAACCUCACAUUUCUUAUAUAUCCAAGUAAAUGAAUUUGUCUAACUUUCUACCAUGAUUUCGAUGUUGCAGUGCCGUUUUCAUGUUUAUGGUGAUUCUGACAGUGAACUUGUGUCUAUGUUCAUGUCAAUUAUUUUUAGUGUUCCAAAACUUU
This is a messenger RNA of Tarenaya hassleriana, 4497 nucleotides long. RefSeq lists its product as uncharacterized. NCBI's taxonomy places the organism in Eukaryota, Viridiplantae, Streptophyta, Magnoliopsida, Brassicales, Cleomaceae. The coding region runs from base 163 to 3924 and encodes 1253 amino acids. The record is from RefSeq and is a predicted model, not a curated record. The transcript is spliced from 11 exons. Gene Ontology annotation, molecular function: microtubule binding.